Molecule: messenger RNA, 2624 nt
Organism: Pararge aegeria (speckled wood butterfly)
Lineage: Eukaryota; Metazoa; Arthropoda; Insecta; Lepidoptera; Nymphalidae
Product: ribosome biogenesis protein BOP1 homolog
Exons: 15
Coding region: 100-2598 (832 amino acids)
Biological process (GO): maturation of LSU-rRNA from tricistronic rRNA transcript (SSU-rRNA, 5.8S rRNA, LSU-rRNA); ribosome biogenesis
Cellular component (GO): preribosome, large subunit precursor; PeBoW complex
Molecular function (GO): ribonucleoprotein complex binding; protein binding
Source: RefSeq, a predicted model, not a curated record
GCCAGUAAUAAAUGUAUAUUCAUGUCACAACAAACACACGUGUUUUGGAGUUCGGAUGGCAUGUAUGAUUUGUGCAAUGUAAAUUAAAUAAAAUAUAAAAUGCCUCCUUAUAAAGCAGGUUUAUUAAAAAGAAAAGUUGAUCCUAAAAAAUCAGAUAAAAAUUCUGUAGAUGACAAAGAAAUCAAUAGUGAUAAUGAAGAGAACUUAAUUCAAGGUGAGCUGGACGUGCAAGACGAUGCCACCGACUCUGAACACGAAGACGAACCCGCCGGCUCAGAUGGCGAAAGAGAUGAAGUUGUAUUUGAUGACAGCACAGACUCCCUGUUGGAAGACCAGCAAUCUGACCAGUCUUUAGAUGAAUCAUCUAACCUCACAGAUACUGAAGAUGACAGCAACAUUGAUGAGGAUUCAGAUGGAAGUGACAGCAAUAAUGACUCAAAAGAAAACCAGGGUGUUGAUGAGCAGAGUAAAGACAGUGGUGCUGAGACAGGAACCACCCCAUCUGCAGGUUCCAGUGAUGAGUCCUCUAAGAAGCCUCAGGUUAAAACAAAAAAGCUGAGACCUAAACAGAAGCCUAAUCUGUUAGAAAACAAGGCAACUAAGAAGAUGUCUAGCAUAGAUGUUCUGGCUAAAAAGAUAAAAGAAACUAAGGUGGCAAUAGAACCAGUGCAGCAAAAAGAUGAAUAUGAAUCAGGAGACACAUCAGACGAGGAGGACAGAGUCAACACAGUGGGCGAGGUGCCUAUGUGGUGGUACAAUGAGUACCCACACGUGGGCUACGACCUGGACGCUCGCCGCAUAAUCAAGCCGCCGCAGCGAGAUCACAUUGAUGACUUCCUGAAGAAGUGCGAGGACCCCGAGUUCUGGCGCACGGUGCGCGACCCCGCCACCGGCCAGGACGUCAUACUUUCCACCGAGGACCUGCAGCUCAUCGAGCGCCUGCGCGGCUCGCAAGUGCCCACCGGCCAGCCCGACGAGUACGAGCCCUGGGUGGAGUGGUUCUCGCGCGAGGUGCUGGCCACGCCGCUGCGCGCCUUCCCCGAGCACAAGCGCUCGUUCCUGCCGUCGCGCGCCGAGCAGCGCCAGGUGGCCAAGCUCGUGCACGCGCUCAAGAUGGGCUGGACCAAGACCCGCAAGCAGAUCGCCGACGAGCGCCGCAACAAGCGGGAGCGGCAGUUCUACAACCUGUGGGGCGCGGGCGAGCCGGCGCCGGGCCGGCCGCGCCACCUGCCCGCGCCGCGCCGCGCGCUGCCGGCGCACGCCGAGAGCUACAACCCGCCGCCCGAGUACCUGCUGGACCACAGGGAGAUGAAGGAGUGGGACAAGCUAGCGGAAACCCCCUGGAAGCGCAAGUACACGUUCCUGCCGACCGCGCACAGCAGUCUGCGGCUGGUGCCCGCCUACCCGCGGUUCGUGCGCGAGCGAUUCCUGCGCUGUCUCGACCUCUACCUCGCACCGCGCGCUAUCAAGAUGCGCCUGACCAUCAGCGCGGAGGACCUGGUGCCGAAGCUGCCGUCGCCGCGCGACCUGCAGCCGUUCCCCACGGCGGAGGUGCUGUGCCUGCGCGGCCACGGCGCGCUCGUGCGCAGCGUGGACUUCGACCCGUCGGGCCAGUACAUCGUGUCGGCCAGCGACGACGGCACCGUGAAAGUGUGGGAGACGAGCUCGGGGCGCUGCCUGCGCACGCUGGCGCUGGGCGAGGCGGUGCGCGCGGCGGCGUGGGCGCCCGCGCCCGGCCUCAGCCUGCUGGCCGUGGCGCUGGGCCGGCGCCUGCUGCUGCUCAGCCCGGGCGCCGACGUGGGCGCGGCGCGCGUGGCGCAGACCACCGACGACCUGCUGCGGGACGAGCCGCCCGCGCACGACACCGCCAUGGACGAGCGCACGGCGGCGUGCGUGCAGUGGGAGCGCGCGGACGCGCUGCAGUGGGCGCGCGGCGUGCGCCUGGCGCUCGCGCACUUCCGGCCGCUGACACACGUGUCGUGGCACGCCAAGGGCGACUACCUGUGCGUCACGCUGGCCGACGCGGCGUCGCGCGCCGUGGUGGUGCACCAGCUGUCGCGGCGCCGCAGCCAGCUGCCCUUCCGCCGCGCCAAGGGCCUGGUGCAGUGCGCGCUGUUCCACCCGCACCGGCCGCAGCUGCUGGUGGCCACGCAGCGCGUGGUGCGCGUGUACGACCUGGUGAAGCAGGAGCUGGUGCGCAAGCUGCAGACGGGCGCGCAGUGGAUCAGCGGCCUGGCCGUGCACCCCGCCGGGGACAACCUGCUCGUGUCCUCCUACGACCGCAAGCUCGUCUGGUUCGACCUGGAGCUGUCGGCGCGGCCGUACCAGACGCUGCGCCUGCACGGCGGCGCCGUGCGCGCGCUCGCCUUCCACCGCCGCUACCCGCUGUUCGCGUCCGCGGGCGACGACCCCUACCUCGUGGUGUCGCACGGCAUGGUGUACAACGACCUGCUGCAGAACCCGCUGCUCGUGCCGCUGAAGCAGCUGGCGGGCCCCGAGCGGCGCGCCGAGCUGUGCGUGCUGGGCCUGCGCUGGCACCCCGCGCAGCCCUGGCUGCUGGCCGCCGCCGCCGACCACACGCUGCGCCUGUACGCCUGAGCGCGCCAAAUAUACCACUCACUGUA